Molecule: messenger RNA, 689 nt
Organism: Radiomyces spectabilis
Lineage: Eukaryota; Fungi; Mucoromycota; Mucoromycetes; Mucorales; Radiomycetaceae
Exons: 5
Coding region: 48-491 (147 amino acids)
Source: RefSeq, a predicted model, not a curated record
CGAUACUCCAUUUUUACCAAGUCCCCUUUUACCAGUGUUCUUGCAACAUGAGCUUUCUUGUCCAACUUACCAGCAGAUCCCCCAUUCUCAGACGCAACGUACGCGCCUUCUCUACCGAAGCCGAAGAAACUGGCAAAAUGACGACAUUCCGUGGAGGUGUGUUAGGCUUCCUCUUUGGUGUCACUGUCACUGGUGCAGCAGGUUAUUACUAUCUCUUGGAAGAAUAUAACAAUGCAUCGGCUGCGCUUUCCAAGUCGGUUGAUGAAUUACAAGAAUCUACUGAAAAAGUACGCAACUAUGCUCGUCGAAUUGAAGCUAUUGAUCGCGAUGUCAGCAAACUCAAAGAAUCCACCGCCAGUCUGCAACAACUCCAUGAAUUAAGGGCCGAAUUCCGAAAAUUAUACGAUACCUUGAAUUUGGAACAUCUGGAAUUGAAGACACAUAUCUGGGGUAUAGAGAAAGAUCUGAAUCAGGGAUCUUCCAAGCAUUGAUAAAGAGAAACAUUUUCCCAAAAAAAAACUUUUUUAACCGACAAUUUCAAUUGGUGGAACUUUUGACCAGUAGCGUGAAAAAAAAUUUGUGGUGAAGGACAAAGCUCUUCACGGACAUUCUCGAUUGGUAACAAUAAAGCUAUAAAAAUAAAUUUUGUAUAUCAAUAAAAGGAAAGGUGGACAAUCUCAUAUUUGGAC